Drosophila virilis is the source of this 620-nucleotide messenger RNA. RefSeq lists its product as uncharacterized. Lineage: Eukaryota; Metazoa; Arthropoda; Insecta; Diptera; Drosophilidae. The record is from RefSeq and is a predicted model, not a curated record. Gene Ontology annotation, molecular function: protein binding.
UUGCAGACAAGAAGCAAGCACAAUGAAAACUGGACUAGCUUUUAAGAGUAAGCUGUUUGUAAUUCUCUUGCUAGCUCCAAUUGGUAUUAUCUAUGGACAACUGUUCACUUUGCAAGUGCCUAAUAAGUGUCAAGAUGUUUGCCCCACCAGAUAUCGUGUGGUUUGUGCUCUGCACGACGGCUGCCUGCGAACAUUUGCCAGCAGCUGUGUGAUGCGUAUAUACAACUGCAAGUACCAGAAGGAUUAUCGCAUCAUAUCUCAAAGAGCCUGUGAGUUUAUCAGCAAUGAAGAGCUCCAAAAGUUGGAACUCUAGCGGUGAAAGGGCAGCAACAGCAUUAGAAACAGACGCUAGAUGGCGCCACAGCCCAUGCGCAUGCGCAUGCAUCGCAUUAAAUUUCGCUUGGUGUUUGUGGGGCACACAAGUCGCCAGGAUAUACAUAUAGAUAUAUGCUGUCACUGCUGUUGCUGCUGUUUUUAUGUGUAACUCUCUCUCUGGCUAAACUGUUGUAUCGUCACGCCACAACUAAAUAAGCGAUAAUUCAAUUUUAAACGCAAUUUUUGCCCUGUUUUAAAAUACAUAUUUCAAUUGUGCGCUACUCUUUUUUCGUGCUCCAAAUUUA